Molecule: messenger RNA, 4985 nt
Organism: Mercenaria mercenaria
Lineage: Eukaryota; Metazoa; Mollusca; Bivalvia; Venerida; Veneridae
Exons: 8
Coding region: 225-3200 (991 amino acids)
Biological process (GO): regulation of DNA-templated transcription
Molecular function (GO): DNA binding
Source: RefSeq, a predicted model, not a curated record
AAAAAAAGAAUUGAUGUGUUUUAGGUUGGAGUCUUUAUUUUGCUAUAAAAAAACUGUAAAUUUUAAACAUGAUAUAACAGGACAUCUGCUUAUUUUAUUGUAAUGUCGAAAUAUGUACACCAGAAGCGAUACUUCCUUUUGGCAGAGCCACUAAUUAAAAAUUUCAGUUAUGUUAUCGAGGUCGAUCUUACGUGGAAGUGAUUUCUGAGGAUUUGUCAUGGAAAAUGAAAGUACUGCAUGACAUUUGUAAAAUGUCUGAUGAUACACCGACAAAGAAAAAGAGAUACUCUGAAAAAUUUAAAAAUGAUGCUACAAAGCAAAAAUACCGAGAGAGCUUUUCCACGGCGGAAUCAAGCAAAGGCAAAACAGAUCAAACAGAGAAGCGAUUCUAUUCGACUGUGAACAAAAUAGCACAACCAUCAGUUGAACUAGACAGUCCUUGUUCAUCGAAUAAAAUAAGAAAGCGAACUGGACACGCACCAGAAGUGAAGAGAGAAGCUAUAGAAAGAGUUAAGGAAGGCGAAACAAUUUCAUCAGUUGGCAAAAAUCUUGGAAUUGCUCGUUCUACAAUAUCAGACUGGACGAUAAGAGAGAAAAAGAAGAGAGAAAAUACUCAGCAUGAUGAUUGUUUUGCAUCUUUAAAAUGGAAAAAGUGGCAAGUGGUCAUAAGCGCAGAAAAUUGUGGUAAGGGAUGGGCUAAACGUGAUGUCGGUUACAGACUUGAAAAUCUUUCACAACAUUUUGACGACGAAUACGGACUGUUUGAACUAGCUGUUAGUAAACCCAAAGAAAAGUCUGUUGAAGCGGAAAAUAUUGUUUAUGUUAAAGACGGGAAAGUAAAGACACUUAUAGAAAGGCAUUGCAGGUAUGGAUUUCAGAAGUCAUUAUUAAUCAAUAAUAAACUACGAGACGGUUACAACAUUAAAGCACGGUGUUAUUAUGUUACAAGUAAGGAGGAAGCUGUAAAAGAGAAAAAAAAGUUACUGCAACAUCAAGAGUACGCUUGGAAUAAACAAUGCAGAGAUGAUGUUGAUGAUUAUCGUUUAUCAGGAGAUUGGGGUUAUCGUUUAUCUGGAUAUUGGAGUAGAUGGAUACAAGUUAUGUCUCCCACUUGUGUAGAAAAUGGCUGGGUGAAAAGGGAUGGAGCAAAUUGUGGAUACAAAUGUACAAAUUUAGAUGAAUGGUUGAAAGACGAAUUUGGUGUUUUUGAAAUGGCAAUUUUACACCCAUACACAAAGGAUACAAGCGUUUUGUUGAUGGAAUGUGGGAAGAUACUGACAGCGAUUGGAAUGUAUUGUAGUGAUAGUUCUUCAGCCAAAUCUGUACAAAUAAAUGAUGUCUUAAUGAAAGGGUAUAAAGUUAUAGUAAGGUGUCGUUACGAAAAAGAAGCCCAGUUAGUGGAAUCGCUCUUGUUGGAAAGAUAUGUUUAUAACUGGCACAAACAAAGGACAAAACGUGAAAAUAUCAAGGAUGAGCAAGUUAUGGGAAGAUGGACGGAGUGGGAACUCAUUAUGGUACCUGGUCAGACGGACGGUUUUAAAAGACGGGAUGGCAGUAACGAUGGUUUCCGAUAUAGCAACAUUGAGGCUUUAUUUCAGGACCAGUUUGGGGUUUUCGAACUUCAGAUAGCAAGAGGUGACAGCAAAGAAGUCACCUACGUACAACAUGGGAAGAUAUUGACACUGCUUCAAAGAUAUUGUAGUGACGGAUAUAAAAGGUCAGGCAUGAUCAACCGGGCGUUGACAGAUGGCUACAGUAUAUCAGUACGAUACCGGUAUGUCGACACUGACAAUGGCAAGGAAGUCGCUACAGCAGUUCUCCGACAGUUAUUGUCUAUAUACGACUAUGCUUGGAACAAAACUCGUCGAGAGAACAUUGACGAUGAGGAUAUUGCGGGAAACUGGUCAGAUUGGGUCACUAUGAUGACACCACAGAUUCGAGAGGGAUGGACACAACAGAACAAUAAAGAUGCAAGCAAAGGUUACCACCCUAACAACUAUGCAAAAUUAUUUGAGGAAAAAUAUGGCAUUUUUGAAAUGAAAGUGGGAGAUCAUCCCCACUUUGCCACAUCUGGUACUGGCGGAGAAAAAAUCCGUGACAAACUAGACACAGUUGUUUACAUUGGUAAAGGAAAUAUACUUACAGAGGUGAGGACACGGUGUGACAAGACAAAGCAAUCUGUACUAAUUGAUCAAACAUUGAAGGAAGGGAAAUGUAUUUCUUUCCGUUACUGUUAUACAGAAAAUGAUACACCACAAGAAGCGACUGAUCUACAUCGUCAGUUGUUAGACAGAUACGACUACGCUUGGACUAGAUCAAAGCGAGAAGACGUUUAUGACAAUAACCUUACAGGAGAAUGGUCUGAAUGGUCAAAGAUAAUGAAACCCGGAGAAUUGGAACAGGACUUGGAAUGGCGGUUUAUCGGUUUUAAAGUGAAAAACCUUGAUGGCAUUUUCAGAGAUGAUUAUGGCGUGUUUGAAUUGGCAGUCGAAAAACCAUACCGAGACACAGUUGUCCACGUUGGAAAAGGAAAAGUUUUAUCUGCGCUUAAAAAGUACUGUAAAAUUAAUACAGAUGGCUCCAACAAAUAUUUUCAAAUAAGCGAUGCCUUAGCCAAACGCUGCAGUAUUUUAGUUCGCUACAGGUACGUUCACUCUGAGGAGGACGCUGCAAAAGUUGAACAAAAUUUAAUGGACAGAUAUGAGUAUCCUUGGAAUCCUUUGUAUCGGACAAAGAGGGAGGAAGUAGAUGACAGCUGUUUGCCCGGUCAAAACUGGUCAAAAUGGCAUCAAUUGAUGACGCCGCAAAAAAACGAAAUCGAAUCGGGUUGGAUAAGGCGUGAUCAUGGCCACACAGGGUACCGACUGACAGAUGAAAAUCUGAAAGAUGUCGUCAUAUAUGAAAGAGGUGUAUAUGAAUGGAUGAUUAAAAAGGACAGUCGUAUCAUAGUCGUAUAUACUGGGAAAGCGAAAAGGUUAUUACAGAGAUUAACAGACUAUUGCAAAAAUGGAUCACACAAAGAGAAACUUAUAAAUGACGCCUUAGCACGGGGUUAUAAUAUUUGUGUAAGAUUCAGACUUACUUACAAUAUUGAUGAUGCUGAGAAUAAGCUACUGGACAGAUACAGUUAUGCUUGGAAUAAAUCAAGGAACGAUGAGACAAGGGACAUUUUUUUGCCAUACCAUAUGGAGCACAACUGAGAAAAAACAGAUAUUCUGUGAUCUGGAACAAGUGAACAGAAGCAGUGGGUGACUUCGUGUUACGUGUAUACUGAACUUAUCUAGAAUCAGACAGUUAAAACGAUAUACCUCGGAGGGAGGCAAAUGAUCAUUUCAUCGCCCAUUUUUCCGUUAGUGUAGUGUACUUUUUAUUUCUUCUGCGUAAGACAACAAACGCACACAUAUGUAUAUUAUGUUUUUAGAGUGCAUGUCUGAUAUUUUCUUUACACAUACUAGCGCCGUUAUAUUCGAAGAAUGGUUUGUCUGUGAUAUUAUUGUUUACUUAGGGACGCUGUCGGCUUUCUUGAGGAUAGUCUAUAAGCAAGAAAUCAAUACAAAUAUGGUAACUGUGUUAGUGGGCUCCGAUGCCUGACUACCUAAACUUCAGGAAAUACCCUUGUAUAGGGCCGUAUAAAACUGCCUGUUUGUAUAUUUGUAUAUGUGUAGUUUGGCACUAAUUCUACCAAUUUAGUAACACGCUGUGAUAUAUUUAAUUUCUCAUACCGUCCAUUGGGGCACCACCACACCGAAAUUUUACAAGGGCAAAUCUGUUGACAGGAGACUACAUAAAUUCUGAAUUAUACGGUGCUCCGUUAGGACCAGCGCCUGCUUCCUAGGAACGCGAAGCGCGAAGGUGCGACAGUACGAUGGUGACACUACGAUGGUGAAGCACAACAGCACAAUGGCCUUUUCUUUGUUUCACCAAAUAGGCCAUAGUGAAGAAAUUUGAUGUGUUCAGUUCCUCAGAAUGGAUUCAAAGUUGCUCAGGUGUACAGCCUUAUCUGAAUACAAUUUGUUUCAUACUUUUAGUCAGACAUCCUUCAUUUUAGGAUGGUCCAUGCUAAAAACUUUGCUAUUUAAAGGAUGGCACAGUAUAUGGGAGCAUCCGUGUCCAAUGGACACAAUUCUAGUUUACUUUAGCAUGCUGCAUAUUAAAAUCAUAAUAAUCACUCCACUCGAAAUGUGUGACAUGAUUUUUGUAUUUGAUUUGCAACGUAAAUUUUUAAACAAUAUGUUUUUGAAUAUGUAAAAUUGAAUAUAUAUAAUACUGUUCCUUACCUUUCAAAUAUGAACGGCUAUGUACAGUAUUUCAUACCUGAUUCGAAUGUUUUUGAUUUAAUAGCAGAUGAUAUUAUAUAUCUUGAAAACAUGUAUGAUAGCUAUUGUAGAUUUUUGGUCUCUGGAGACUUCAUUAGUAGAUUAAGAAACCUUAAGAACUUUGUCGAAAAUGAAUACCCUUUUUUAUUUAGACUUGAUGCCUGAAAUACAUAGUAGACACACGUCUCCGGCGAGUGUUUCAAGACUCUGUUAUAAAUGAAAAUUUAGAUUGUCAUUUAAAUUUUUGACUUUGGAUAUUAGUAAUGUUUUUUUUGCCCUCACUUGUAAUUGGUAGGGUAGUUUAUAUACCCGAGUAUCUUGUUUUAUUUUAGAAAGCAAAUAUUCUUGCUGUACCAUUGUAUUUAUAGCUUCAUGUUCUAAUCUCAGUUUCCAAUUGUCUUUACUCCCCCUGUUAUUUUAUGAUAUAACAUAAAAUCACCUUCUGAUAUAUCGUUAAGAUUUUUAACGAAAUCAAAAGAACAGAUUUUUUAAGUCUGUAACCGUAAAUGUCUUCUAAGAAUAGUAUCCCUUUGUCAAACUAUUUUCUGUAAAAGAAAACAUUUCCUCAUCUAUCAGGUGGUGAUUAUACCAUAGUAGUCGAGGUGAAAUGGUGUUAUUGUUUGCAUGAUAAUUUAUCGAGCAUGAAGCAUUAAAUAUUUCUUUGAGAAA